Molecule: messenger RNA, 1317 nt
Organism: Trypanosoma cruzi
Lineage: Eukaryota; Euglenozoa; Kinetoplastea; Trypanosomatida; Trypanosomatidae
Product: phospholipase A2-like protein, putative
Exons: 1
Coding region: 1-1317 (438 amino acids)
Molecular function (GO): 1-alkyl-2-acetylglycerophosphocholine esterase activity
Source: RefSeq, a predicted model, not a curated record
AUGAGUGCAACCGCAGGAUUUUUUUCGGGAGCGCCAAAUUCGUUUUGGGACUAUGUCAUAUCACCCCACCUAAUAUUGUUGUUUGCUUUUAUUCCUCUCUCUAUGAUUCUACGCAUCUUUGGACUGGGAGCUGUGGUUUUUCUGCCUAUUCUUCCCUUGGGAAUAAUAGGCACGGCUGUCAUGUUUAUUUUGUUGCCAAUUCCCAUUCUUGAGCCCGUUGGCGGCCAUUACCACGUUGGCAUUGUACACGUACACAGCCGUCACUCCCAGACGAUGCCACCACUGGCUGUCUACUACCCCACGAAUGAAACCCCACGACGCAAAGGUAUCCAGUACAUUCCCUUUAAUGAUGUUCGGUUCAUGAGUGGGCUCUCAUCUCGUGCAGGUGUCCCUCUUUAUUUGAUGAGGGAUUUUCUCUUUGUGCGGUUGCGAGCAACUGAGGGUGCGAAGCCAAUUCCUCUUAUUAACAGCAGCGGGAUUCCACUUCCCGUGAUUAUCUUCAGUCAUGGUCUGUACGGGUAUCAUCGCUUGUACAGUGCUCUGCAGGCUGAUCUGGCAUCUCGUGGGGCAGUUGUGGUGAGUGUCGGGCAUUGCGACGGAAGCGCCUCGUUUAUGCGUGACAGUGAAAGGGGAGGCAAAGAGUUUUUUCUCAGACAAGUGGACUGGGAUUCCCCCGUCUGUGAGGAAGCACUUGCCCAACGAGUUAUGGAAACCCGACGAACACUCAAGCGUCUCUCCGAAAAGGAGUUUUGGAAGGAACUGGGCUUUGCCGACUUGGACGUUGAGCAGUAUCUUCGCCAAUCGCCACGAGUUCACUUGUCGGGUCACUCAUUUGGCGGGGCAACGGCGCUUGUUGCUGCCAUGCAGGAGGAGCAGGAGUCUAAACCCAAUGAAAACCCCGUUCAAAGUGUUAUGGUCUUUGACCCUUGGCAUAAACCUUUGCAGAACGAACUGUUUUUGAAGCCGAUAGAAGAGGGUCGCAACCGGUACACAACCCCGACGCUUAUGGUACAUUCUGAUGCAUGGGUUCAGGAUAGAUCCAUUUGGAAUUUUUUUCAACGCAUUACAACACUUCUUUUUUCGCAACCUUCGAUUUCUUCCCUCAGUGAGCGAGAGAAACGGAUGAGAUUUGUGACCGAAAAAACUGGCAGUACAAAUCAUUACUCGGUGAGUGACGUCGUUCUCUUAAGUCCGGUAAUUCACGGCUGCAAAAAUUCUAUUUUGCCUCCGCGAGUGCAAAUUAUGGAGUGGUCCAACACAUGUCUUCGUUUUAUUAAAGAACAUGCAAUGUACACGAGCAGGACAUCUGCGCGAUAG